AUGUUGGGACGUUUAUCACAGGUUGAGGGAAACCAGCUGCUCCGAUUACUCAAAUUGAGCAAAUCAAUCGAGCAGAAGAAUGACGAAAUAGCGCAACUUAAUACGAAGAUAAUGACGUUGAAAACACAGAAGGCUAAUCAGGAGUUUGAGAAUUUUAAGUUGGAUGAUGAAUAUAUGAAAUGGAAGGAGCAAGUGUCGAGUGUUAGUGAUGAUAUUGACGAAUUGAAGCACCACGAACAAGAAUCGUUAAAAACGUUGCAAGAUAAGUACGAAUUGAUGUCUAAACAACUCAAUAUUGCACACGAGGAGAAGCUUCAGGUGUUGAAGGAGCAAAUAAGUCUCCUGAUAGAGAAGGUGAUUAAUGAGAAUGUGUACAAAUAUCAAUCAGAAAAACAGCAGUUAUCUGAUAAAUGUGAAGAGCUUUCGAAACUGAUAAAACUGCAGGAACAAGAUUUGAAUAGAAAACUCAUUAAACUUAAGGAAGAACACAACAAAAAGUUAAUUCAAUUGAGUUCCAACAUGGACGAAACAAUUGCGAGCCUUCAACGUGAUAUUGACAUUUUAAGUAAUGAGACUGUUUCUAAGACAGAAGAGUAUGAGAAGCUUGCUAAUAAUGUAUCAACGGGCUUGGAUGAAGCUAAUGCCCAGUUAAAUUCUCAGUUGCAUGAAUUAAAAUCAAAAUAUCAUAAUAAAGAAAUGGAGAUAUCUAAUUUGAAGAAUAAAAUAUCCAGUAUGAAGACCACUAGCCAACAUAUCGAAAGGUCAUUUGGUGAUAAAUCCAUUCGUAUUGAUGGCUUUAAUAGGAAGGCCGAAAUAAUGAAUGCUCAAUUGGCUAGUCAAGAGAUUGCAAGGCGUGUGUUACAUGACAAACUCCAGCAGCUUAAAGGAAAUAUUCGUGUUUUUUGUCGUAUAAGACCUCCACAAGUGGUCGACAACAAGCGACUGGAUGAGGAAAGUCUUAUUUCAAUGGAUUUCAACGAUGAUGAGUUCAAUGAUGAUGCAAGCCAAGAAUUGAUAAUUUCAAAGGAUCCAAUUGAUGAAAACACGGGUAAUGGGCAAUCUUCAUAUUCAUUACACCAAAAUAAAAAGAAUAAUAUGUCAUACAAAUUUCAUUUCGAUAAGAUAUUUCUGCCAUAUCUGCUAAACGAAGACAUUUUUGGUGAACUUUCGCAACUAAUUCAAUCGUCUUUGGAUGGCCAAAAUGUAUGCGUUUUUGCCUAUGGUCAAACUGGUUCUGGUAAGACGUGGACAAUGUCCCAUCCUGAUACAGGUAUGAUCCCACUUUCAAUUCAAAUGAUAUUUGACAAUAUUGAAGAAUUAUCGAUGAAGGGUUGGUCGUAUUCUGUUGAAGGACAAUUCCUUGAAAUUUACAACGAAACAAUAGUCGAUUUAUUAUCGCCUGUUGGAAAUUCAAAGAAACAUGAGAUAAAGCAUGAUGAUGUAAAUGACAAAACUUCUGUAACAAAUAUAGCGACUGUUAAGGUAGUAUCAAAAAAUCAAGCAAAAUCGAUUUUAGAAAGGGCAACAAAGAAUAGAUCAACUGCUUCUACUAGAUCCAAUGAAAGAUCAUCGCGGUCUCAUUCAAUAUUUAUUUUAAAGAUGCUUGGUAAAAAUAAUGAAACCGGUGAAAUUAGUGAGGGAACAUUAAAUCUUAUAGAUUUGGCUGGUUCUGAAAGAUUGAAUAGCUCACAAGCAAAAGGCGAGAGGUUGAAAGAAACCCAGGCAAUUAAUAAAUCAUUAUCUUGCUUAGGAGACGUAAUAUAUUCGUUGGGUCAACAACAGCAAAGUGGACAAAGCCAACAGCAUAUACCGUAUAGAAACUCGAAACUCACUUAUCUCUUAAAGCAUAGUCUUGGAGGGAAUUCGAAGACAUUGAUGUUCGUCAACAUUUCACCAUUAUCUAAAAAUUUUAAUGAAACUGUUAACUCCCUCAGAUUUGCUACUAAAGUCAAUUGUACAAAGAUUGGUUCUAGUAAGCCUAAUUCGAGAUAG
Molecule: messenger RNA, 1992 nt
Organism: Debaryomyces fabryi
Lineage: Eukaryota; Fungi; Ascomycota; Pichiomycetes; Serinales; Debaryomycetaceae
Gene: KAR3
Product: Kar3p
Exons: 1
Coding region: 1-1992 (663 amino acids)
Biological process (GO): microtubule-based movement
Molecular function (GO): ATP binding; microtubule motor activity; microtubule binding
Source: RefSeq, a predicted model, not a curated record